Molecule: messenger RNA, 483 nt
Organism: Daldinia decipiens
Lineage: Eukaryota; Fungi; Ascomycota; Sordariomycetes; Xylariales; Hypoxylaceae
Exons: 1
Coding region: 90-413 (107 amino acids)
Source: RefSeq, a predicted model, not a curated record
GACUUCAUCGAAGCAAACGUAGGAGAGGGUCUGCAAGAAGAAGUAGCGCAUGCCAUCGUCACCUCAGCACAGUUGUUUACCUACUGAAAAUGGGGUUUAAAGCCGAUCAUAUUUCGAUAUGCCAAGCUACUCGGCAUGGAAAUCUUCAUAUACUGCGGCUACUACUGGAAAACAUCGUUCACCACACUGUUGAUUGGGACGGUGCCCUACUACAGGCAGUGAGAAGUGAAAAUGAGUCGGCUUUCCGACUGUUGGUGGAAUCUGGAGCACCACUUCACGAGUGGGUUGAAAGUGAGGGACUACGUAUAGCGGAAGAAGAGGGCUUGGAAUCGAUGGUUAAUUUAAUUAAAGAGUACGAGUGGGAGAUACCACGCCUUGAAUUCAUAGAAAGUGUGGAAUCAAAACUGGCUUAAUGUCAGAUUAUCCACUUGACCAAAAGGUAACUUGUAAUGUCAUAAAAUGUCAUUACUUAUUAUAUGCGAC